Parnassius apollo (apollo) is the source of this 2160-nucleotide messenger RNA. NCBI's taxonomy places the organism in Eukaryota, Metazoa, Arthropoda, Insecta, Lepidoptera, Papilionidae. The record is from the annotation of a GenBank genome assembly.
AUGUAUUGUUGCUCAUUCCUUUCACGGCUGGGCGUCGGGAUGGCGAGCAUGAGUUCCACGCUCGUCGAGACAGUCUCCAUCAACUAUGAGGAUUUUAACGAGAGCUUCCUCACAUGUGGCACAUGUCUAUGCACUUAUGAUGGAGGAGAGCAUACACCAAAGCUUUUGCCGUGUUCCCACACUGUAUGCUUACAUUGCCUAACUCGAAUAGCUGCAUCACAAACAAGAGAUGCAGGAAGCUUUCGAUGUCCCAUUUGUCGCGAGUUGAUUACUAUACCACGUGGUGGUGUGCCAGCGUUACCACCUUCAUUUCUCGUCAAUCAAUUACUUGACUUAAUGGCAAGACAACGAAGAGAAGUAAUACCUCAAUGUAGCUCUCAUCCUGGCAGAGAACUCUUAUUUUGUGAGACUUGUGACUGUGUUUUCUGUCGUCAUUGCGCCGACGGCCCACAUAGUGACACACCCUGUGAUCAUACUGUAGUGCCAUUCUCAAUUGCCUUAAAAAGAAUGUCAGAGAUAUUGUUGUAUAGAGCCAAUGAAUGCCUUAGUAAACUAGGUUCUGCUAGAGAAGCUGUUGCAAGUGAGUUAAGAAGGCUAGAAGCAGCUGCUACUGCAGCAGAGGAAGCAAUUGACAGACAUUUUGCAGAACUUAAGGCAGCGUUAGAUAAACGUCACAGUGAGCUGAAGUCGGCUGCGGUGGCUGCUGCUACACAUAAACGGAAGUUGCUUGAAGAACAACUAAAACUGAUUGAUGCUGAAAAAUCCAAAGUGGAAGCAGAAUGUUCAGGUCUUCAGCAACAAGUAGAAGUGCGCGAGGUGAGCAGCCGUGCGGCAGCGUUAGGAGCGCGACUCGGUGACGCGGCCGCUUUGGCUGAACCGAGGGAGAAUGCCUUUUUAGCCGUCGAUUUCGCCCACAAUGACGCCCAGCAGAGGUUCGUUGAGGCAUUGGCUGAAUUAGGACGAGUGCGGACCAGUACGACGUUCCCCGGCUUGUGUACACUACAAUUAGAGUCUGCGUGCGUGUGCGGGCUUGAGGUGUCGGUGGUGCUGCGUACGGUGGACUACCACGGCGAGCCGCGGAGUACGGGCGGCGACCCGGUGAGCGCAGCCGCCACGCUUGACGAUGCGCCGCUGCCCUGCGCCGUCACGGACCUCGACUCCGGCCUCUACAGGAGCACGAUGCGGCCGUGGAGCGCGGGCGCGCUGUGCGUGCGCGUGCUGGUGUUCGCGCGCGCGGUGCGCGACUCGCCGCUGCGCGCGCCCGUGCUGGCCGCCGCCUCGCCGCUGCUCGUGUGGGGCUCGCGCGGCACCGGCAAGGACCAGCUCAGCCAGCCCGUCGCCGUCGCCAGAUGCCCUAAGAGACGCGAAAUCUAUGUGCUGGAUGCUGGCAACUCAAGGGUCAAGGUGUUAGAUGACGAAACAUUCGCUUUUAAAACGCAUAUUGUAAAUGAAGGAUUAGCAGGUCGGAGUUGUACAGGGAUUGCGGUAACAGCGGAGGGAGUGGUAGUCGUUAAUUGGCGGACACGCACUUUAACCGAGCACGUACAAACGGCGCUUGCGUUGGUGCGACAAAGUGGUGUGCCCACUGCCCAGGUGCGGAUCGACGGGUCGACGGUGCGCACGAUCCGGUCGGAGCGGCUGGUAGAGCCGGUGUGCGUGGCGGCCGACGCGUCCGGCGCGGCCUCCCGCCGCCUAGCCGUCGCCGACAACGGUGCGCGGGCCGUCUUCAUCUUCGACGCGCACGGCAACAUCGAGCGCGAGAUCGGCAAUGGUGAACUAGGGCUUGUCGGAGGCCUGGCUUUAUCCGAAGAUAUGAUUAUUAUAGCUGAUGUUGCUGUGCGGAUAUACGACUCCGAGGGGAAUUUGCAAAACACCUUAGCACCAGUGCCUAAAGGUCGCGGCGGGUACGGCGGCGUGGCGCUGGAGCGGUGCGCGGGGUGUGCGGGGGAGGGCGGCGGCGGGUGGGUGAUCGUGUGCACGCGCGCGGUGCGAGGGCGGCCGGCGCUGCUGGCGCUGGAGGCGGGCGGGCGCGUGCUGGCGGCGUGCGAGCUGGCCGAGCGGCGGCCGCGACGCGUGGCCGGCCUGGCGCUGCUGCCGCGACGCCGCGCGCUGCUCGCCGACCUGGCCGGCGACUGCCUGCGCCUGCACGCCUACUGGUGA